GGAUCUCUGAAGGCACCAACACGUCUCACUUGGACAAACUUCAGCGCGGCUACGAGAACAUGGAUCAUUUCACCACAAACUUCGAACGACAGAGAAGAGCUCUGUCCAACAUCACCUUCAACAGAUACGAUGACGACAGCGACGACGAGGACGAGGAGGCGGAGCUCAGAUCUGCAACAGGAAGUCGAGCCGAGACGCUUCCUGUGGCGGCGGCCGGCCCCUCCCCCUCCACGCCGGCCCCGCCCACCGCGUCCCCUAUGCCCCCCGCCCCCCCCGCCGUGUCCCCCCACCCUCCCGUCGCCCCGCCCACAUCUCCUCCGGUCGCACCGCCUAUGUCUCCUUCACUAGCCCCGCCCACGUCUCCUUCACUAGCCCCGCCCACAUCUCCUUCCCUGGCUCCUUCGUUGCCUCCUCCGCUGCUUCCUGCCGUGCCUCCCGUCUCCUUCCCUCCUUUACCGUCGCAGAGAGCUGCAGAGGCCACGCCCACCCCGACACGGAGCCACGCCCCCUCCGCCGCAGGAACCGCCCCCUCAGGCCCCGCCCCCUCGGAGGCCAAACCCCUGCUGCAGAAGUGA
Messenger RNA from Boleophthalmus pectinirostris (great blue-spotted mudskipper), 575 nucleotides. RefSeq lists its product as uncharacterized. The coding region runs from base 60 to 575 and encodes 171 amino acids. The transcript has 3 exons. NCBI's taxonomy places the organism in Eukaryota, Metazoa, Chordata, Actinopteri, Gobiiformes, Gobiidae. The record is from RefSeq and is a predicted model, not a curated record.